Messenger RNA from Talaromyces stipitatus ATCC 10500, 789 nucleotides. RefSeq lists its product as uncharacterized. The transcript has 2 exons. Bases 1 to 789 code for a protein of 262 amino acids. The record is from RefSeq and is a predicted model, not a curated record. NCBI's taxonomy places the organism in Eukaryota, Fungi, Ascomycota, Eurotiomycetes, Eurotiales, Trichocomaceae.
AUGGAUUCCUCAAGAUAUUGGCCACCUCCUAACGGGGUUAGAUCUAGACGAGCCUUGGAAAAUGGCGAUUUUACAGCACGAAACCCAGAAACAGGGCCUUAUGGUAGUUCUUUGAAAUGUUUGCCUCGUGAGCGCAGUAAUUAUAUGCGCUGGUGGAGACAAGCUACGCUACAUAUGGAGCAACUACUCUGGGGUGAUCACUCGGAACGCCAGUCAGCAAAAGAGAGGAUCGACCAGGUCAAUGAAGAGAUACGCGCUUUCAAUAUCACAUGUAACCGCAAUGAGGAAUGUGGGACAAUAGAUGGUAUUGAUUGGAUCAGAGCCGGAAGGCAACUCGACCUAGCAGUGCGUGACAAGUGCUUCUACAACUCAACUGCUCGAUUUGAAGAUGUCCGUGAUUUUAUCUGGGAACGCAUACAGAACCGAACGUACCCAGAAGCUUGGGAAGUCACUUGGUACAAAUUCGAGGACAAGAUCAGAAAGCGCAGCUCAAAUUUCGAGAACAUUCGAAACGGAAAUGAUCUGGACAUCCAGGAUGGUGCCUACAGAUUCUAUGAGAACCCGAUGACCUCCUCACCGUCAGUUAACACACCUUCUUCGUCAAUUCCACGUCGUCGUUCUGCGAGGCAUCAGAAUCGACAUGGACCUCUGUCUGUCCAAGGAGGAGGUAUCUCGAGACGGGGAGGUGCCGAACUUCGACUAUCACAUCGACGACAUAGACUUCGCUUAGAGGAGCUUGAAACGCAACUCGCCUCGCCUGGGUGGAAGAAGAUGGAAACUCUAAGAUGA